This is a messenger RNA of Angiostrongylus costaricensis, 1455 nucleotides long. Lineage: Eukaryota; Metazoa; Nematoda; Chromadorea; Rhabditida; Metastrongylidae. The record is from the annotation of a GenBank genome assembly.
AUGACUGGAGAUACAGAUUCUGUCGAUGUUAAUGACAAUAAGAUCAAGAGAAAUUCUAUGGGUUCGUAUACUAAAAUGGAGCAGGAAUCCAUGAUGGGAAGUGGGGGGACUGUGAUGUUCUCCGUUAAGUACUUUUUGGCAACAAAUUUUCCUGUUCAGUACGAUCUACAUCAGAGUAGAAGUAGUGUGGUCAUCUGUGACAACCUUGAGGGCGAAGAUCACAAUGUUGGAAGUACCAGUGAGAGUGAGCGAGGAGCAUGUGCAACCUUUUUCGGAUCUAGUUCUACUGAAAUAAGUGGCCGAGAUGUGAUGAAAGAAGAGGAAUCGUGGGACCCUGCUGAAGCAGAAAAUGCUUGGGGAAAUUCUGCUACACUCUACUAUAUUCCUAAUCCGAACACGAACGAUCAGCCGAUCAACUGCUUUGUUGACCUGGAGACGGUGAGAAGGAAGCUAUUCUAUAAGCAAUAUGCAAACGCAGAAGAAUUCGCAGAUGAAAUUAGAACGUGGCUUCACUUGCCACCCGAAUCUGUAGAGCCCAUUUCUAUUCCUUCCGAAGAGAUUGCUGGCAUGGAUGAAGGCGACAUAACCCUAUACGUCCUUGAGAAAGCUACUCAGAAGGCGAUGGAACAGUCACAUUCGCUGUUAGGGGAAGUCUCACUACAACAGCAGCAUCUAAUUGAAAUGAGGGAUAUGCGAGAAAACGCAAAAUGUAAUAAGAAGAUCCCACCUCCAGUCUUACCGGCAGUUUGGGGCUCUGUAUCUGCUACCUUAGCAAAAUGUGGUUCCGUUCCAAUUUAUGAGCGUUCCAAUUUGGAGAGGAUAGAUGAAGGCGACCACACGAAAUUUGAUGCGAUUGGUGGCCUCAAGAAUAGCGUAAAGGUUACUGUAAAGGGUGAAGGAUCCAAUGACUGUGAGGAAUCAGCUAACGUAUUACAAAUAAAGGCGGAAGUCGAUUGUAAUGAAGGCGCUAACUUGGAGGACAGUACAUUGAAUACAGAUCAGGACGGUACGAAUGAGCCAUUAACGCACAUGGAACAAGUGCAGCUUGCUGAAGAUCUCAGGUUGCUCGAUGACAAUGAAAUGGGCGGUGUUGUCGACAUAAUUUUAGAGCAUAACCCUCUAACGGUUGAUGAAAUUCCAACUGACGACGAACCCGAAGCUAUUAUUCAAUUCAAAGAUCUCAAACCAAUAACGUUGCAAAAGGUUGCAACAUAUGUGCAAUCGGUGCUAACCAGUACUUCAAACUGUGAAUUUGUUUUACUGAUCUCAAAUUCCAUGUCUCGAGAAUUCUCUGUUGCAGCACCGUUUGCUGAUUACUACGGUCGAGCAGAAAGUGUUCAUGCUGAUGAUGAUAACAGAUUCUCAUCAUCGUCAUCGACAUCGAUCUCAUGUCAUUCUUCAAGUUCGUCCGAUACCGUCGCAUUUGAAAAUUCUACUAAAGUCGAACCUCUUUGA